CGCUUGCUAUUAUUGCUUCCGAUCCUCUAAAACAUGAAGGUAAAUCUGGCCUAUUACAUGCAUGCACCAAGAACGCAGUAAAAGUAAAUUCUGAAACUUGACCUAAUUAAGUGUGUCUUUUUAUGUUAUGGUGCAGCAAAAAAUAGUUAUCAAGGUGCAACUGAGCAGUGAAAAAUGCAGAGCCAAGGCCAUGAAGAUUGCCGCUAAAGCAGAUGGUGUGAGCUCGGUGGCAGUAGAAGGGUCAGAUAGAGAUCAGUUGGUGGUGGGUGGCGAAGGUGUUGACCCGGCUAACUUGACCAGAUCGCUAAGGAAGAAGCUUUGCCCAGCUGCCACCCUAUUGAGCGUCGAACAAGUGAAGGAAAAAGUGGAAAAAAAUCCGGAAGUUAUAAUUAGCUCUUCACAAAGUGUUCCCAACUUUUCAGAGUUACAAGCGUGUUAUCAAGUAUAUCAAGCACCAUUUCCCAAUUACUAUAUAUAUGAAGCCGUCGACGAUCCGUGUCCAAAUAUCUGCUCCAUCAUGUAAUCGUCCCGGCCGUCCCCCAAACCUUUGUUUCUGUUAAGUUUGGCGCACUAUAGAUAUAUAUGUUGCUUCUAGCGUCACCUUAGAGUACUGUGUUAAUCAGGUAAUUCUUCCUGUUUUUAGAUUGGUCUUUUGGCCAUUAAUGCAUGGCUGAAAUAUAAAAUAAGCACUGUUUUAGAUUCUACUUCAUCGUCCUCACUAUUGGUGUUU
This is a messenger RNA of Alnus glutinosa, 730 nucleotides long. RefSeq names its product heavy metal-associated isoprenylated plant protein 47-like. The record is from RefSeq and is a predicted model, not a curated record. The coding region runs from base 128 to 523 and encodes 131 amino acids. The transcript is spliced from 2 exons. Gene Ontology annotation, molecular function: metal ion binding. Lineage: Eukaryota; Viridiplantae; Streptophyta; Magnoliopsida; Fagales; Betulaceae.